Molecule: messenger RNA, 1787 nt
Organism: Trichobilharzia szidati
Lineage: Eukaryota; Metazoa; Platyhelminthes; Trematoda; Strigeidida; Schistosomatidae
Source: the annotation of a GenBank genome assembly
GGGUCACCAACUCGACCGCAACACUUGGAUUAAUAAACAUUGUCUGGGCGUUCCCCGCCUAUAUAUACUACGUUUCUACUUACAUUUUACAGUGGUUUUUAAUAAUGUGUGUGUAGGUCUUUCAAGAUGUGUAAGUGAUUAGAAAUUUUUCAUUCCAGCCUAGUAUGUUUUGUAUUCACCAAUGAAACUGUUAUCAUCUAGAAUAAUAGGUAUGCAGUACUAUUUCUUUCAAGUCCUAAAGGAAAUGGUGUGUUCAGUAUUGUUUGUUAUACAAUGAAAUAUAUGUAUAUAUAUUCACUGGACGUGGAUAUUUUCUGUCUGCUUGGGAAAAAGCAUCACUAUUUGGUUGGUAAAGAAAGGCUCAGAACCGUAAUUUAUUUAUUAGCUAGAAGAAAUGCACCAUAACUUUAUCACCUAUUUACAAAAUCAGUUACUGCUGUUUAACACAUUACUCACCCACCUAUGACUUUUUACAACCCAAAUGAGGUAGUGUUGGUUUCAGUGGUACUCUUUUGCCCACAUUACUCAGUCUUCAUUUCUGUAAAAUUUGCAAUAUUUUCUUCUUUUUUGUUUUUCUCCAAAGGCUUUUCCAUAGAUGUCUCAGGAUAUUACCGAAACUUGUUCAUUGCAAUUACUCCUUGGCUGUUGAGCGUUCAGCUAUUGACAAAUUACGAUCAUCCAAUAAAGAUGUGAUUGUUGAUUUCACAGCCAAAGACGGUGUGGCUUUUCUUGCAAUGAAUUAUCAAGCCAAAAAGAAUGCCCUUAGCAAAUCUUUUGUUUCUUCUUUGUCAGAGGCUGUUAAAGAGCUAGAAAUGGACAGUAAAUCAAAGGUUGCUAUUGUCUGCAGUCUAGUUCCAGGUGUCUUCUGUGCUGGUGCUGAUUUAAUUGAAAGAGCCGAAGUUCCAGAUAAAGAUACUCCAAGUUUAGUUGCAGGACUUCGAUCCCUAUUCCAACGUAUCUAUUUAUUACCAAUGCCUACAAUAGCGGCUAUAGAUGGUGCAGCAUUUGGUGGUGGUUUAGAAUUGGCUUUAGCCUGUGAUAUUCGUUAUGCUGGAAUUCUUCCCAAGUGUCAGUUAGGCUUGAUUGAAACACACUGGGCUUUAUUACCUGGUGCCGGGGGUUCACAACGUCUACCACGAUUGAUAGGCGAGGCUAAAGCAAAAGAACUGAUGUAUGCUGCAGCGAGAAUCACAGCUGAAGAAGCAGAACACUUUGGUGUUGUAAAUGCAGCUAUCGACCCGAAAAGUGUACCUUCACUGUGGUCUGAUAUGCCUAGUUUAUAUCGAUCUAUUCAGUAUGCAUCUCAGGUGUGUACAAAAGGUCCAAUCGCAGUUCGUCAGUUGAAGAAAGCUGUUAAUGAAGGACUAGCUGUCGGGUCACUUGAAGCAGGAUUAAGCGUAGAAGGACAAUGCUAUCGAGUGCUUGUACCGACUAAAGAUCGGAAGGAGGGAAUGUCAGCGUUCAAAGAGAAACGUGAGCCUGUCUAUCAUGGAUGUUAAAAUAUAGAAUGUUAAACUUAUUUUCUUUUUGCAUUUUGAUAUUAUCAAUCACUACCUAACCUUAUCUCUUCUUACUAAUAUCUACAAUUUUGUUACACGAAUUUGUUAGUUUUUUUCUUAAUAAAGAAAAUUCUUACUGAUUUUGUUAAUUGAACACUAUGAUUUUAUAUGUUUAUGAAUAAAAAAUAAUUUAUGAAAAUUCAUCGGCUUAUUUCAUUCUUCUUUCUCAUGUUGUAUGAUCUUUGCGAGGGAAGUUGUCACUUUCUUUCUCUUUUUCUCUCCAUCUAU